Messenger RNA from Lytechinus pictus (painted urchin), 2040 nucleotides. RefSeq lists its product as uncharacterized. The coding region runs from base 1 to 2040 and encodes 679 amino acids. Lineage: Eukaryota; Metazoa; Echinodermata; Echinoidea; Temnopleuroida; Toxopneustidae. The transcript has a single exon. The record is from RefSeq and is a predicted model, not a curated record.
AUGUUAUUAAAUGCAAAUGUUUCUGCAGAAGUGGUAAACUCCAUCAAGAGACCCAACUCGUCAACACCUUUGCAUGAUUUAACAACAAAGAGGUCCAGAGACUCAUUUUACAAGAAAGAAUUGUCGUACAUCCCACCAGCUGCAGUUAAACUUGGUGAACGAUAUGUUACUGUUAAGGGCAGACUUGUGAAGAAAGAUGUCACAGCGUAUAAGAUUCCUUUUUUGGAGAGCAUUGUUAAUUUGCUUCAUGUGCCAGAAAUAUGGAAGUAUGUAAACAAUGGGCAUGCAAGUUCUUCUGGUUUCAUGUGUGACAUUGGAGAUGGAAAUUACGUCAAGUCUAAUGGCUUAUUCAGCAGAAACCCAAAAGCCCUUCAAAUAAUCCUCAACACAGAUGACAUUGAAAUUGUCAACCCAAUUGGCUCUCACACAAAGAAACACAAACUGAGUAUGUUUUACUUCACUCUUGCAAACAUUCCCCCAGAAUUGAGAUCAGGACUACAUGCCAUACAACUUUGGGGUGUUGCUAAAGCAAAGGAUAUUAGGAAGUAUGGGCCUCAAUCUUUGUUGGAUGAAUUCAUCACAACAGUGAGGUCAUUGUCAAGUGGAGGAAUCAAUGUUGAAAUAAAUGGUGAGCAAGUGCUCGUUGAAGGAAAUCUUGUCAUUGUGCCAUGUGACACCCUUGCAGCACAAUGGCUUGCUGGCUUCAAAGAAGGUGUUGGAUUUGCCCACAAGGCAUGCAGAGAAUGUGAGGCUACACAAGUUGAAAUGCAAAGAGAGUUUGUCGAUAGCAACUUUAGGAAGAGGGAUGAGGAAGAACAUAAAAGGAGAUGUGAUGCCCUAGAAUCACCCCUAUCUAAAGAAGCAAAAACAUACUGGAGCAAGGAAUGGGGUGUGAACACCAGAAGCUGUCUGUCUGAAAUUCCUGAUUUCAAACUUUGCUCAGGUUUUGUACAAGACCCCAUGCACAUUUUGCUUGAAGGCUUAGUCCCAUAUGAGCUCAAGCUUUUGCUUACAGAUUUUGUUAAAGAGUCCAAGUAUUUCACCUUGAAGUGGCUCAAUUUCAAAAUUCUUUCUUUCCCAUACACCUAUUUGGAGUGUGCAGCCCGUCCAGAAAUAAUUGAUGCUAAUUCCCUCAAGGAUAAGGGCAGAAUCAAACAGACAUCUGCAGCAAUGAUGACCCUUAUUACUAUCCUUCCUCUGGUUGUUGCUGAUAAAGUACCAAAGAUGAAUGAAAAAUGGCUCAAUUUUCUCAGGCUUGUUCAAAUGACCCUUCUUGCCACAUCCCCAACUUGUAUGUUGACUACUGCAGCACUUCUAAGACAAUUGACGUAUGAACAUCACACAAAAUUUGUGUCUCUCUAUCCAAGGGCACGGGUCAUUCCAAAAAUGCACUAUUGCUUGCAUUUGCCGGAACAGCUUGUGCAGUAUGGUCUUUUGAGGAACCACUGGUGUAUGCGCUUUGAAGCCAAACAUGGCUUUUUCAAGACAAAGAAAUGGAGAUGCUUCAAAAAUUUGCCUUUGAGCAUAAGCACUAAACACCAAAAGUACAUGUGUUACAAACAACAUGGUGCCACAAAUGGUAAAAGAUCAGAGUCCUUCCUAUAUGCAGGUGACAUCGUCAAGGAAGGAGAUACUGUUGUCUUCCAAGAAGCAUUUCCUCACCUUGUUGCGUCCAUGACUGAUAUCCUUGGUCAUGAAAUGGACGAGAACUUCCGUGUGUACGGGACAAACGAUGUUGUGAUUUUGGGUCGUGACUACAGAUGUGGUUGCUGUCUGGUUUUGGCUUACCAAGAUGACAUGCCACAGUUCGGACUUGUUGAGGGCAUUUUCCUCUUUGAAGGAAAUACAAUGUUUAUAGUGAAGUGCAUGCAUAUUCAAUGCUUUGACACCCAUGUCUUGGCAUAUAUCCUUGAACCAACUCGUGAGUACCGGAUUGUACCAUAUGCAAAGCUAUUUUCCAAAUGGCCUCUGAGCGUGCAUAAACAUCAUGGUGACAUAUGUGUCAUGAACAAGUAUACUUACACUUGUGAAAGCCUUUGA